CUCUCUCACUCACACAAACACGCACGCACGCACACACUCAUCUUCAUAUUUGUACUGUUUGUCUAUUGUCUGUAUUUUUGUAUUGUAUCUGUGCAUGCACCAUGUCGGAAAACCACCCAGCAGUCUUCGAAGAUCCUAGUGAGGUCAGAUGGCAUAUGGCUGCUGAAAUAAGCAAGGCUCUUCUCAACGAGGCCAGGGCUGCAAUGGGAAGCCAUGUCCCUCAAAAAAGAAAGAGGACUAAGAGAGGGAAAGCAGUCGCAAGCGCAGCGGCCACAAGUAACAGACGUAAGAAACGUCAAAAAAAACAAAAAACGUUGUGCAUUAGCUUCUGAAGUUCAAGUGAUCACAGUGUCUGAGGAAGUCCCUCACAUCGAAGAAGAGAUGACUGCAAGUCUUGAUACACGUCUUCAAUAGCUGAGGGACACGCUUGACUCAGUUGAGGUUAAUGUGGCAGCUGAAAAAAACAGCAUGGGCACAGCGGCAGCUACACGCUGAUACAAGGGCAAAAGCAGCAAGGCCAGUGCUGCUUGAUGCUAAACUGUCCGCUGAAAGAGAUGUCAACCAAAAAUGCACUAUAUAGGUUUGACGUCUUCGACGCUUUUGCUCACAUUAAAGUUUCGGCUCCUUCGAUGUCAAGGCAUGCCUUUUUAAAGCUACUGGAGCACCGUUCUGUUCAGGCUGGAAGGGCAGAUAACAGUGGAACAUGUGGCGUUUCAAGGUUCAGGGCAAGUAAGGAGAUGUCAAAAAAAUCAUCGUCCAAAAUAGAUGAAGAGGGCAUACAAGUGGCAGUCUGCAGACACGGGAUAUUGCUGCGUGGACUGGACCACUACCGUGGCGAGGUCUUUGCCGACCCAAUGUUUUUACAGAAACAAUUGUCAGAGAGGGCCAAUGUCACUUUCUUCUGCAUGGAUGUUGUCUGCAGGUACUGGCAGCCAUACCUAAGCAAAGCGACUGAAGAAUCAUCCGAUCUUCAACCACUGAUGGAAAUGAGGCCAUUUCUUAGUGUGAUGCAUGCCAAAGCUCAUACAGCAAAAUGCGAGGUGAGAUGGGGCGGUAUGAAUCAGGAUGGAGCAGGGAACACUGUUGGAGAGGAAGUUGAGCAAGUAAACAGCUUUCUAUCCAGGGCAGCUCUUGUCACAAAGUACAUGACAAAGGCAGGGAGAGAGAAUAUGCUUACGCAACAGGCCAUGGGGUGGAACAGAAAAAAGACAGAGAACCUUCAUAAAGUCUUAGCCUGCAGAUACAUCAAAAUUUCCGAGAAGGUAAAGCUGGAAGUUGCCAGCUUCAGUGAUUUCCGCCAGAAGAAUGACAUCACUGAACAAACAGCACAGCAGUGGGUGUGUGAUGUUCAGCAGUGGGCAGUCACAGAGCCAGGGAGCACAGCAGAACAGGGAGCAACAGAGGAUCUCAGGGCUGAGAUAGAGAGCAUCAUAGUGGCUCUGCUACGCAAGAAGCAGGAACUCUAUCGUCAGCAUGAUAGCAACCAGACAAGACAGAUAAAAAGAAGAAAAAUAAGAGAAUUAAAAAAAAAAUGAAACAAAAGAUCCAGCUGUACAAUGCUAUUGCAGAAGAUAAAAUUGAUGAGGAGUUGGGCUCAAAUUCGACAGAGGACUACAUCCUGCCUUGGGAGAGACGUGAGGAUGGUCACUCCUUCAGGUUAAAACGGUCUCUUGAGGAGGAGCAGAGCAUCCUGGUUAAGGAGAUGUCUCAGCACAUCACAUCUCUCCAUAAGGAGAUAAAGGGAGUGGAGAAGCUGAAAGAGAACAUCAGAAUGGGCUGUGCUCUCUCAAACUUAUUCUCUGCACUCCUGUCAAGUCCCUCUCUCUCUCUCAACCUCUUAAUUCUGUGCGCGCUCAACUCUUGACAUGCUCGCUCAACGUGCAAGAGCGUUACAAGUGUGCCACAAAAUCAACCAAUCGGAAAAUUAAAGAUUUUGGUGACUUGUCAGAGGAUGCUGCAGCUGGUUUCAAAAGUGUCCUCAUGCGGAGGUCUUAUGCACUGGAGAGUUUAUGCCAACAAGCUGUGAGCACGGAUAGUGCUAUAGUUGAUGACCUCCAGAUACAGGACACAGAAUGCAGAUCGGACACUGAUGACGAAUAUAACCUUAGUAGUCCAGAGUCAGAAGAAGAUUAGAAAGGAGACCACUCUGUUUUGUUUUUAAAAUCUGCUGAUCCUUUCUUUUUCAACUUCAACAAUUUCCAGCUUGUCUUCAACAACCUCCAGCAAGCAAUAAUUUAUCGCUGCAGAAUGGCCAGACUCUGGCUACCUUUUAUUAGCAGGCUAACCCCCAAGCUAUCAGACAUGUAAAUAUGCACUAACCCUAUGAUAAUUCAGUUAUCAACAUUAGGUGUUGUUAAUUGUGAAAUUAUUUUGCACUGCAACUUCAUAUACUUCAAUCAUGAGUGUGUAAUAUAAUUGCAAUAUUGACUGAAUGGAUUGGCCCUCUGGGUGGACUGUUUUAUGCAUUCUGGACUGUGACAUUUCAACCUCAACUUUAGCACUUAAAGGACAAUAGGGAGCUCAUUUAUGCUCUAUUGAAUUUUCUUGUGUCAGAUGUGUUUUGUGGUACAUGUGAGCACACAAAGAUAGAUUUCUUCAACUGGAAAUGGCUACAAUAAACUUGAAUGAAUUUGAAAGUGUAAAUAAUUUGUGAUUGUAAAAAGUGCAUAAAGUACAUA
This is a messenger RNA of Pimephales promelas (fathead minnow), 2678 nucleotides long. The record is from RefSeq and is a predicted model, not a curated record. Lineage: Eukaryota; Metazoa; Chordata; Actinopteri; Cypriniformes; Leuciscidae.